UCUUAUUUUCAGCAGAGUUUUAUCUCCUCACCAUCAUGUCCUACGACCGCUACAUGGCCAUCUGCAAGCCCCUGCACUACGGGACCCUCCUGGGCAGCAGAGCUUGUGCCCACAUGGCAGCAGCUGCCUGGGGCAGUGGGUUUCUCAAUGCUCUGCUGCACACAGCCAAUACAUUUUCACUACCCCUCUGCCGAGGCAAUGCUGUGGAGCAGUUCUUCUGUGAAAUCCCCCAGAUCCUCAAGCUCUGCUGCUCAGACGCCUCCCUCAGAGAAGUUGGCCUUCUUGUGGUUAGUGCCCUGAUUGGUUUUGUGUGUUUUGUUUUCAUUGUGGGUUCCUAUGUGCAGAUCUUCAGGGCUGUGCUGAGGAUCCCCUCUGAGCAGGGACGCCACAAAGCCUUUUCCACGUGCCUCCCUCACCUGGCCGUGGUCUCCGUGUUCAUCAGCACUGGCACAUUUGCCUACCUGAAGCCCCCCUCCAUCUCCUCCCCAUCCCUGGAUCUGGUGGUGUCAGUGCUGUACUCGGUGGUGCCUCCAGCAGUGAACCCCCUCAUCUACAGCCUGAGGAACCAGGAGCUCAAGGAUGCUGUGAGGAAGCUGGUGAUUGGCUGUGUUUCAUCAGUUGUACACUGCCUGCUUUCCUCUGCAAAGGGCUCCCAGUGUAGGUCAUGA
Molecule: messenger RNA, 668 nt
Organism: Strigops habroptila (Kakapo)
Lineage: Eukaryota; Metazoa; Chordata; Aves; Psittaciformes; Psittacidae
Product: olfactory receptor 14J1-like
Exons: 1
Coding region: 36-668 (210 amino acids)
Biological process (GO): G protein-coupled receptor signaling pathway
Cellular component (GO): membrane
Molecular function (GO): olfactory receptor activity
Source: RefSeq, a predicted model, not a curated record